Pieris brassicae (large cabbage white) is the source of this 1097-nucleotide messenger RNA. Its product is annotated as FAD synthase-like. The record is from RefSeq and is a predicted model, not a curated record. NCBI's taxonomy places the organism in Eukaryota, Metazoa, Arthropoda, Insecta, Lepidoptera, Pieridae. The transcript is spliced from 5 exons. Gene Ontology annotation, molecular function: FMN adenylyltransferase activity. Bases 196 to 1008 code for a protein of 270 amino acids. Gene Ontology annotation, biological process: FAD biosynthetic process.
UGUUGAUUAUUGCAUGAUGCAAUGAAUAAACUAGUGUCACGCGUGUCAAUAUGAUUGAAUGUGGUUGGCUUUAAUUUUAGCUUUUAAAAUGUAUAAAUUAUAGCUUUUGAUACACCACCAAUACGGAAAUUAUUGUAGUGCAUUUCUAUGGAAGGAAAAACGAAUAUUUACUCUCUGACCUCGGAUUAGCUAGAAAUGCCGCAGUCUAAUGAGUUUAUUAUGAAUUUUGAAGAUUUCGCCGAGGUCACUAAAGAAUCUGAGCAGGUUAUAAGACAAUGCUUCUCGCAAUUCAGACUGGACGAGGUCUUCUUGUCUUUCAAUGGCGGGAAAGACUGCACGGUCUUACUAGACCUUACAAUAAACGUCUUAAAGGAUAUUCAUCAAAAAGAUGAUAUCGCGAAAGAUCUGAAAGUCAUAUACAUGCGUACUAAGGGUCCUUUUAGAGAAAUCGAGUCUUUCAUAGAAGAAAUUGAGGCGCAUUAUAAAGUUAAAUUGGUUGUGACUGAGGGUGAAAUGAAGACUGCUUUAGGAAAUAUAUUGGAAGAUGACAGGAGAUUGAAAGCUUGCCUUAUGGGAACCAGACGGACGGAUCCUUAUAGUCAGAACUUGAAGUUUAUGCAGAAGACAGAUUCAUCCUGGCCCCAGGUAGUAAGAGUAUUUCCAAUUCUCAACUGGAGUUAUCAUCAAAUAUGGAGUUACAUUCUGCAGCGUCACAUACCGUACUGCAAUCUAUAUGAUAUUGGUUACACAUCAAUUGGUAGCGUUCAAAAUACGUGUCCGAACCCGUCCUUAGCGUACAACAUAAGCGGGCACAUUGCAUACAAGCCGGCGUGGCUACUUGACGAUCCAACAAUGGAACGCGACGGCAGAAUGACAGCUGUCAACAGCCGGAGUUUGACGGAUGGGACGGGAAACACAUUGACAGAUGUCAUUAGUGAAUCUGUAAAUGGACACGCUUACAAAGCAGAUAAAACAGAUUCUAUCAGCAAUGCACUUAACACGGCGUAAAUACUUAAAUUGUAUCAGUUUAUAUUAUUGUGAAAUCUAGAUGUGAUAAGUUAUUGGAUAUUUUGAUAAAUACACAGUACCUGACUUAA